GGUCUUUAUAAAGAGUAUUUAGAAUUGACUCCCACUCUGACCCGUGAAUGCCUAGGUUAAUUCUCACUUAUCAUAGUUACUAUAUUUAUUUAAUCAACUGCAGCAACUCAUUUGUACAUUUUAUAUAUGUGUAUAUAUAUAUAUAUAUAUAUAUAAUUUUUCCCCUUUUCCAAUCCUCAUCGUUUGUUUUAGUUGGCUCUCAUGCUAUUCAGAUAUUCGUGUCGCGUACCAGCAGCACCUCGUCCUUGAGUGUCACCUGGAAAGGGCAAGUUAGAUAACACAAAAAAGGAUUUGAUUUUGCAGACAAUAUAUUAAUACCUUAAUAAAAUAUACUGUACAUGUAUGUAACAAUUAAAGCCCGUUGACCAACAGUUAUUAUUGUUGCAAAUUGCAGCUUUGCAGUUUGCAAAUUGUUUUCUACUACAUUGCAAAGUUGAUUUGAAUCGGUAGAAUUGUCCAGUACUAAAGUGGACGCACUUUAUUUUCUUUUGUGGGCCCCAUAACACGAUGUAGCAGUCUGGCCUUGAGUUUUGUCUUUUGAUGUUGCCUUAUUGGAGUUUUGAAAUGCAUUGCACAGCAUGUGCGUGACUUUGCACCUUCUUUUACCCACCUGGUAAUCAAUUCCUUCCUCUCUGUCUGGGUGUCUGUGUGUCCUGGCUCAUCCUCCAUGCUCUCUUUCACACAGACCAAGGGACAGGAAAAACAAUGUAAAGCAUCUCAAGGCCAAGCAGGGCUACAGGAAGAUAAAAAGCCAGUUUUCCCAGGCCCCCGACAGCCAACACCUUGAGCCGCAUCCGCCCGUCUGCUCACUCCUACCGCCACCCGCCAUUGCAAGAAGCCACCGCCGCCACUUUUGUCGAUUUUGCUCGCCGCCGUCCGACCAUCUGAAGACCUGAAGAUGUCCUUUGCCGUCGUCGGCGUGAUGGCACUGAUGUGCUCCUCCGUGGUGAUUGCGUUUGUCCUGCAGCCUUCCAAGCAAGAUGAUGUGAUGCCAGAAGACUCCAACAGCAGAUGCCGUAGUGACUCCCUGCAGUCCAUCCGCAAGGAGCUCCUGGCUGCCCUCAACCUGCAAACUGAGCCGCGGCUGCCAGAGGGCGCCAGGGAGCAGUGGAGAGGAAGUGCUGAGCGGCUCAAGGCUGUGACAGUUCCUUCCAGCUCCUCUUCUGAUGAUGGACGGGACACCUCAGGAUGCUGUGCCGAGACCUCAGAGUUUUCCAUGACAGAGCUGGGCUGGAACAAUUGGAUGAUCUAUCCCGAACGUGUGACCUUGGUGCACUGCACGCACUGCGGUCAGAGCGCGUCGUGCAGGCCCCAGCCCAACGCCCCCCAACGUGACUUGCAGGUCCAGGCACCGUGUUGCCAGCCCACCACUCAGGAAGCGGUGCCUGUCAUGUACAUGGACGAGUGGAACACUGUGGUCAUCACUUCUAUGCACCUGACCCGCCGCUGCGGCUGCCAGGCCACCCUGCAACCCCCCCAGGAGUAACCGUGUGUCACCUGUAUAGCGCAUCACAGUUCCUCCACUUUCGAAUUCUAUAAUAACUUCAUGUACUGCCGUAGUAAUCCACUGUAAAAAAAAAAAUCAAUGAAA
Molecule: messenger RNA, 1591 nt
Organism: Hippocampus zosterae (dwarf seahorse)
Lineage: Eukaryota; Metazoa; Chordata; Actinopteri; Syngnathiformes; Syngnathidae
Product: bone morphogenetic protein 7-like
Exons: 5
Coding region: 899-1486 (195 amino acids)
Biological process (GO): BMP signaling pathway; SMAD protein signal transduction
Cellular component (GO): extracellular region
Molecular function (GO): cytokine activity; growth factor activity
Source: RefSeq, a predicted model, not a curated record